UGUCGGGACGGGGGCGUCGUGCUCUCCUCUCUCUCUGCCUCCGCGUGUCCGUGUCGUGGGGGGGUUUGUGUGAGGAGUUGAGAGGCGGAGUGCAGCCGCAGUGCAGCAGGAGUGUAGUAGUGGAGGGUGGAGAGACAGAGGAGGGAGGAGGAGGGGGGCAACAAGCCGCGCUGUUUUCACAUCAGAUCAGAUUUUAAUCACAGUCUGGGGCAGUUAACGCGUUUCCCUCGUGUGUGCUGCGUUCGUGCGCGUGCCUGCUUGUUUUCCGUGGGGUGGUCUCGCGCGUGCAGCCUGCACGCAGCCUCCACGCUCUUUGUUUUCCUCUGCCAGGUUAUAACCGUGAGGAGCAGCUCUUCCUCCUCCUCCUCCUCCUCCUCCUCCUCCUCCUGCUACUCCUCCUCCUGCCCCCCCCCCACACACACAUAUGCACCCUCAGUUUGUAAGAAGUCCAUGCAUCUGAACCACGGGCUCAUUUACAUCCAUUGUCCUCCUCCACCGCCUCCUCCUCCUCCUCCUCCUCCUGCUUCUCCUCCUCCUCCUCCUCCUGCUGCAGCCCUGUUCCGGCCAAUGCCCGCUGCGCUACAGCAUGACCACAGCAGUGUCUGCUCAUCUGGUAGUUCUGGCAAAUGAAAAUGGAGGAGGUUUCAAUGUCCAGCCUGGACAACAGCAAGCUGGAGGCCCUCGCCCAGGACAUCCUGUCUGACCUGGUGGAGGACGCCUGCCUGGGUCUCUGCUUCGAGGUCCACCGGGCUGUUAAGCAGGGCUAUUUCUUCCUGGACGACACGGACCAAGAGAGCAUGAGGGACUUUGAAAUUGUGGACCAGCCGGGGCUGGACGUGUUCGGCCAGGUGUACAACCAGUGGAAGAACAAAGAGUGCGUUUGUCCCAGCUGCAGCCGGAGCAUCGCCGCCUCGCGCUUCGCCCCCCACCUGGAGAAAUGUCUGGGGAUGGGACGCAACAGCAGCCGCAUCGCAAACCGCAGAAUAGUCACCGGCAACAACACCAACAACAAGUCGGAGAGCGACCAAGAAGACAACGACGACGUCAACGACAAUGACUGGUCGUAUGGUGCUGAAAAGAAAGCCAAGAAAAGGAAAUCUGACAAGAAUCCAAACUCACCAAGAAGAUCCAAAUCAUUCAAGCAUAAGAGCAGUAUGAUGGGUCCUAGACGUCGUAUGGAAAACCAGGAGAGCCCGCGCAUGCUGAUGAAAGAUGAGGCGUUUUCCCAAUAACAUUCUCGCCGCACAACCUCUCACCUUCACCACCACCACCUUCACCACCACCACCACCACCGCUGCUGCUGUUGUUGUUGUUGUUGUGUGUGAGCGUGAAGGCACACAUGCAGGACGACUGAUAACACUUCACCUUUGGUUCUUUGUGUCGUGAAAAUCGAUGGACGUUGGUGUUGCAGGUCAAACUCUGCAGAAAUCCCACCGUAUACUUGACAGAUUUUUUUUUUUUUUUUUUUAAUUUACAAAAUCAUCGUACCAACACUCACUUUUUUUAUUUUAUUUUUUUUUGCUUAGUUGGUUUUCAGUUGAAAAUAAUGAACAUUUGAUGUGAUGCAGCGGCGGAGCAGAGGCAGCCGUGUGAAGAGUGACUGAUCUUCUAUUUCCUCACAUUUUAGAACCUUUUGAGAAUAAAAAAAAAAAAAAAGGAAUAAUAAUGUCAAAGACAAUCAUCGCUAAUGGUUCGUCUUUUAUUUUUCACUUUCACCGUCAGGCUCAUAGUUCUCCGGCUGAAUCACAACACAAAUAGCAGCUCUGUUUGUUGUCGUUCACCUGUGGAAACGUCUUUUUUUUUUUUAAAUGUUCUGUACACGAAGCCCUCGGUUGUACAAGCAGCAGGGGUUUGAAUCAGAAAGCAGGUUUCUGUUGUUUGUUUCUCGUUUGUUUUUUAAUCGAUCUGCUUGUUUUCUAGCAUUCAGACAUGUCUUGGUAUCAUGUGUUUACAUUGUAAAGGGUUACAUACAGUAUGUCCUUGGUGUGAUGUGGUAGUGUAAAUAUUCCAAUAGUUGAAUUGCUGCUAUCAUGGCUCAGUUUGUAUCAUCUGUUUAGCGUAAUAAAUAAUUUGUUACCUGU
Messenger RNA from Mugil cephalus (flathead mullet), 2081 nucleotides. It is a transcript of the gene atxn7l3b, whose product is annotated as ataxin 7 like 3b. Gene Ontology annotation, cellular component: SAGA complex; DUBm complex. The transcript is spliced from 8 exons. NCBI's taxonomy places the organism in Eukaryota, Metazoa, Chordata, Actinopteri, Mugiliformes, Mugilidae. Gene Ontology annotation, biological process: regulation of transcription by RNA polymerase II; positive regulation of DNA-templated transcription. The record is from RefSeq and is a predicted model, not a curated record. Gene Ontology annotation, molecular function: transcription coactivator activity. Bases 627 to 1232 code for a protein of 201 amino acids.